UUGUCGUAGAGCAAUAUAGGCUGCUGGAUAGUUCAAAGACUGUAUGUAAUAGUAUAAUGUAUUGUUGCUUUGUGUAAACUAUGUUGUAUGCUUAUAAACAUGUAAAUGAUAAUGAUUAAUUGCCCCUCACUUGUCUAUAGUGGUUUGGUCUGGACCCUUCUGUUGCCACACCUGCCUGUAGCGUAGUGAUCUGUGUUUUUCUUUACGAGAUAGAACAAGUCAAGAACUGUAGUGUCUCUCUGAAAUGUCUUACCCUGGCUACCCUGGAGCACCUGCUGGAUACGGUGGAGGAUAUGGUGGUGCCCCUGGAGCCCCUGGUUAUGCAGGAUUUGCUGGUCAAGCGCAGGAUCCUCUCUAUCCUUAUUUUUCUGCAGUGGCAGGACAGGAUGGUCAAAUAGAUGCUGAUGAGCUCCAAAGAUGCCUUACCCAGUCAAACAUUUGUGGAAGCUACAAACCAUUCAACAUUGAGACUUGCAGACUGAUGAUCAGCAUGUUGGAUAGGGAUUGUUCUUGUAAAAUGGGCUUCAAUGAAUUCAAGGAGUUAUGGGCUGUUUUAAGUGCCUGGAAACAGCACUUCAUGACUAUGGACAAGGAUAGGAGUGGCACAGUAGAUCCUGAAGAAAUGAGGCAGUCAAUCGCUAGCAUGGGUUACCAUAUAAAUCCCAGUGCUCUGGUUGUAAUCCUAAAGCGAUUUAGCACCCAUGGGAUGAUUGCUUUUGAUGACUAUGUGGCUUGUUGUAUAAAGCUUAGGACCCUGACUGAUGCUUUUAGAAGAAGGGAUCAGAGUCAACAGGGUGUGGCCAGCUUUGCAUACGAUGAUUUUAUCCAGUGUAUAAUGAGUAUCUGAGCAGUCCGAAGACAUCAACAAUGACACUCGUCCUUUUUUUUUUCCCACAUUCCAUGUUUAUAAAUGCAGCAUUAUUACUUCAUACUGAGUAACAGGUGUGCAUGUACUUUACAUUUUGUGUUUUUUUCUAAUGACAAAUGUAUUUUUUUUUUCUUACAUAAACCAUUAUUUUACUGAAGUACUAAAAAAUCAUUUUACCUGUGAAUUUAAAACAAUUUACUGUUAAAUAGUUAUAAUUUAAAUACUCUGUAACAACAAUUAAACUGGAUUAACAAUGUAAUGACAUGGUGACUAAUUCCAGGUUUAAACGUGAUGCUUCCAGCACUACAGUAACACUUGAGCUCAAGUACAAUUUUAAAGUAUCUUCAUAAACGCCUACCAGAAUAUAACAAUAUGUAUACACUCAUAACUAUUAGUUAUAUAAAUAUACGCUAUACAAUAUAUUAACUUUACAAGGAUAUAAAUCUCCAAAUUCAUCAAAUCUCAGACUACAGUGCUUGACAUAACUAAUCCUUAUGAAAUGCCUGUUAAAAGAAUGUAAUCUGGCUGAGAUUGCACCAUAAAUUUAAUUUGGUAAUGUUCUCUUUUUAAUGUCCUGUACUUGCAUUUCUACAGUACACACAGUUUUUGGCUAUAGAUAGGAUAACAUACUUAAACAUUUCUGGAAAGCAUGAGG
This is a messenger RNA of Acipenser ruthenus (sterlet), 1523 nucleotides long. RefSeq names its product sorcin-like. NCBI's taxonomy places the organism in Eukaryota, Metazoa, Chordata, Actinopteri, Acipenseriformes, Acipenseridae. The record is from RefSeq and is a predicted model, not a curated record. Gene Ontology annotation, molecular function: calcium ion binding. The transcript is spliced from 8 exons. Bases 245 to 847 code for a protein of 200 amino acids.